Messenger RNA from Telopea speciosissima, 2389 nucleotides. RefSeq lists its product as uncharacterized. Bases 131 to 2284 code for a protein of 717 amino acids. The transcript is spliced from 16 exons. NCBI's taxonomy places the organism in Eukaryota, Viridiplantae, Streptophyta, Magnoliopsida, Proteales, Proteaceae. Gene Ontology annotation, biological process: RNA processing. The record is from RefSeq and is a predicted model, not a curated record. Gene Ontology annotation, molecular function: RNA binding; nucleotidyltransferase activity.
ACUAUAUUUAGAUUUUUAUGUAAAAAGAAGGGAAAGGAAAAAAAGAGGGAAAAAACAGAACCCCCUCAAAAGAAAAAAAAAAAUAAAAUGGCGCCAUGCGCAACGUUUCGGCCAUGAUGCUCAAGUUCUUAUGGCAAUCUCCGGCAGAAAUAAUCGAUUCUUACCUCGCCUGCAAGCCGUCUUCUUAAAUUUAAAGAGACGGAAUUGUACUUUGUCGGGGGAAGGAAAGGAGAAAUCUCAGUCUCAUGGACGGUUCGCUUCUGUUGCCCGAGCCAACGAAAGUCUCUUUGAUAAUUCAACAUGGAGAGCAUUCGAUUCCAGGAGUUUCGGGAUAUCCAGGCCCAUGAUUCCAUCAUCUACAUGGACAGUUCUGAAAAUUCUUCAACGCAAAGGUUUUGAAGCCUAUCUAGUGGGUGGAUGUGUGAGGGACUUGGUCCUAAGAAGAACACCAAAAGAUUUUGAUGUGAUUACCACGGCUAAACUUAAACAGAUAAAGAAGCAAUUUAAUCGUGCCUGGAUCGUUGGAAGGAGAUUUCCUAUAUGCUUGGUGAAUAUUCACGGUUCUGUGAUUGAGGUAUCUAGUUUUGAAACAGUGGCUGAGCGUGCCAAAGAGGAGGAAAUGAUUUUUCUCCCUCAAAUGUUUACCAAUUGUGAUAAAAAAGAUUAUGUUCGUUGGAGGGACUGCCUGCAUCGGGACUUCACUAUUAAUAGUUUAUUCUUUGACCCGUUUGUAAGUCAAAUCUAUGAUUAUGCUGAUGGAUUGAAGGAUUUAAAAACCGGCAAGGUCCGAACUGUUAUCCCAGCUCAACUGUCAUUUAAGGAGGAUUGCGCUAGAAUUUUGCGGGGAAUAAGAAUUGCGGCACGACUUGGUUUGUCGUUUUCUGAGGAGACUGCAGAGGCAAUACAAAAUCUUGGUUCAUCCAUUUUGAGUUUGGACAAGCAAAGGUUAAUGAUGGAAUUGAACUUUAUGCUGUCAUAUGGAGCUGCUGAGUCUUCUUUCAUUUUGCUUUGGAGGUUCAAACUUCUUGGUAUUCUGCUUCCUGUUCAUGCGGCAUAUCUAGCUCAACAAGCUGAUAAUCAAUCUGCUCAAAAUUCAGUCAUGCUUAUGAAAUUGUUUUUCAAUGUGGAUAAAUUAUUGGCCUGUGAUCGUCCUUCUGAUUGCAGUCUGUGGAUUGGAUUGUUAGCGUUUCACCUGGCACUAGUAGACAAGCCUCAAGAUGCUCUUGUAGUUUGGGCUUUUUGCUCUGUUUUGUACCACGGGAGCUGGAAAGAAGCAGUGAAGUGCGCAAGAGAAAAUGCUUUAGAACACGUUCAGUUUAAACCUGAGAUUUUACAGGAUUGUAUUACUAAAUCAGAUCAAACACUUGCAGAAGAAGUCAGUCAUUUAGCAUCACUAGUUCAAUCUUCUGUGGAUUCUUUGACUGAUCCAGAGUGUCUUCUCAAAUCAAUGGCCAGAUACCCUCUUUUCCCAUGUUCUGGUUUGGUAUUCAUUUCCAAGAGGAUGGGUGAGGUUGUUGCUGGAAUUUUUGAUGUCCUAUUGAAUGAUGUUGAAUCUUAUAAGAAUGAACGGGAGAACUUUGAGGUCCACUGCGAGAUGCUCGGGAGGGGAGAUUGGAAUGAGAUCAGAUUUGUUCUAGGGAAAGUCAUCAUGGAAACAAUGAGUAGUGGGAUCACCCAAAAACAUCAGCCAAGGGCCAUUAAUGAUGAACAUUGUAUACUACUUACUAGCAUUAAACAACAACAACAGUCUGUGGAAGAAAAAUGGCUUUCAACACUUACUGGUCUAGAAGAGCAGUCGCCUGUGGCAAAGGAGAAAGAGCAACACUUUCUUUUGGUUGGUGAGAAGGGAGAAUGCUGUCAGCGGGUUGUCAAAGAGACAGAAAAUCAUUCUCAAGAGGUGUCAAAGAAAAAGCGUAUUAUGAAGGCCAUCAAGGAGGAGAUAUGCUCUCAGGACGCAGUCAAAGAGAAGGCAAAAAAACACCAUCAGGAGGUCGUCAAGGAGAAAAAUAAACGUAAAUACAUAGAGGCCGUCAAGGAGGAAAAUAUAUAUACUGUAGAGGUAGUCAAGAAGCAGCAGAAAUACCAUCAGGAGGCUUCCAAGAAGCAAAAACUUUGUCAAGAGGCAACUUGGAGGGAAGUACACCAACAAGAGGUGGUCAAGGCAAAGGCUGAUCACCAUCCAGAGUCGGCCAAGGAUAAAAAGGAAAAAGACCAGUCACAUUUAUAUGGCCUUGAAAAACAGCAGGGGAAACAGUGUCAGCCUCUUUCUAGUCUGUUCAGGUGAGCAAUGAUCUUGUAUGGAUUUUGUUGUAAAUUAUUGUGCUCUCCUCUUAACAUGAAAUUAGGCAUUUAAAUUUUGCAUCUUAUUGAUACAUGAGCAAAUUUAUAG